Nezara viridula (southern green stink bug) is the source of this 1132-nucleotide messenger RNA. Lineage: Eukaryota; Metazoa; Arthropoda; Insecta; Hemiptera; Pentatomidae. The record is from the annotation of a GenBank genome assembly.
AUUUAAGUGGUGUUUAGAAGUGGUUGUGAUAAGGCUUUAAGUAAUUUAAUGUCUAUUGAUAAUAUGAUCGUACUAUUUUAGUUUAUUAACGAUGCUUGUUACUAAGUGUCUUAGGAUUCGUAUAGUUGUUUUUUUAUUGCUGUUUACUUUUUUUUUCAUUACAUUCUUUUACAUUUUAAAAUCACCGAGGAAGGUUGAUCAUCUCCUCAACAGUGAGAUAGUUGUUCCGAAUGUUGGAUCAACCUAUUUGCUAAUAAGCGUUUAUUAUGAGUGUCUUUGCCCUGAUUCCAGAAGUUUUUUCAUUCGACAGUUGCUACCUUCAGUUGAAAAAGUUCCUAAUUUGUUAAAAAUUGAUUACAUCCCCUAUGGAAAAGCAGAGACUGAAGUUGUUAAUGAUUCAUAUGAGUUUAGUUGCCAGCAUGGUCCUCAAGAAUGUCUGGGAAAUAAAAUACAUUCUUGUGUAAUAAAAAGAAUUACCAAUGAGUUAACAAGAACAAGAGUUUUGACAUGCAUGAUUAGUGGCAAAUUUAAUCCAGAAGAAAGUGGAAAAAAGUGUUCCAGGGAAUAUGACCUUGAUUGGGAUACAAUCUCACAGUGUGCUAAAGGAAAAGAAGGUGAUGAACUUCUUAAGUUGAAUGGUGAUAAAACUAAUGCUUUAUCACCCGAAGUAUCAUUUAUUCCAACUAUUCUUAUUAAUAACGAAAGGGAUAAUCAAGCUGCAAUUUUAAAAGACUUGUGGAAGCAAAUUUGCUCAAGGUUCAAGAAGAUGUCAUUAACUUCUGAGCAGUGCUGAUCAUAAUGAUGAGGUCUUUCUCUGACAGUAUAAAAUUAUUUGAUUAACUCAAGUUGAAUAUUCCAAAUAUUUUAUCAUCAUUUGAAAGAUAUUGAUUUGUGAUUAACAACAUCAAAGAAUUAUUUAUUUAUUCAGAUAUAUGACAAUAUUUUUUUAUUAUAGGAUUUGGGUAUUUUCUUUUUCAAUUUAUCUGUUUAAAACUAUAUAUAUACAGGUUAUUUUAAAAUCUGAGAUAUGAUGGCACAAUACUGUGAACAUGUUUUGUAGUUUGUUGUUAAUUUAUUUACUUGUGCUUUAAUUAAAUAAUUUAUUCCAUAUGUUAUUUUAUAUAUUAAAAAU